AUGCACAAACAAAUCAUAUUAUUUAUUGUUUUAUUCUUUACCAUCUUUGGUCUAUCUACAGCCACUUUGGGUGUUGAUAUCUCUACCCAAACCAAUAGUUCUACUUUUGAUUGUCUAAAAUCAAAUAGUUUUACAUAUGUCAUUAUUCGUGGUUUAAAAUAUGGUCAACCUGAUCCAAAUGGCCCAGAAUCUAUUGAAAAUGCUUGGGAUGGUGGUAUGACCAAAGUAGAUGUUUAUGCAAUGCCAUGUCCUUUAUGCGUUAGUAGAAGUGGAUAUAGUCAAGUAUUUGGUAUGAUCCAAUCGAUCAAGGCAUACAAUGCCAAGUUUGGAUUGGUAUGGAUUGAUGUACAAGGUCCAGGAUACUGGUCCCUCUACCCAGAUGAAAACCAAGCAUUCUUUAAAUCUAUGGUGAUGGGAGCCAAUGCUGCUGGUUAUGCUGUCGGUGUAUACACGUCGGCUGAGCAAUGGUCCCAAAUCAUGGGUCAAUGGGAUGGUGCUGCCUCAUUCCCACUCUGGUAUUCCAACUUGGAUAACAUACCAUCGUUCUCUGACUUUUCACCUUUCGGCGGAUGGAUCAAUCCAACCAUCAAACAAUACAAUAGUGAUGUUGUCGAAUGUGGUUUGACACAAAGACAAGGUAAUUAA
Molecule: messenger RNA, 645 nt
Organism: Cavenderia fasciculata
Lineage: Eukaryota; Evosea; Eumycetozoa; Acytosteliales; Cavenderiaceae
Exons: 3
Coding region: 1-645 (214 amino acids)
Biological process (GO): peptidoglycan catabolic process; signal transduction; cell wall macromolecule catabolic process
Molecular function (GO): lysozyme activity
Source: RefSeq, a predicted model, not a curated record